CAUCUUUAUUUUAUUAAUAUUAAUGAGAUAUCUACUCAAAACUUCUAUUGCCAUAAGUGCAGCAUUUGCAUCAUUUUUUAAUUAUGUUUCAGCACAACCUAUGAUUCAAAGCUGUAAGCCUGGGUAUGUGGCUCUUACAUAUGAUGAUGGGCCCAAUAUCUAUACUUCAGCAUUAGUCAAGUUAUUAAAUGAAAACGGAAUCAAAGCUACAUUUUUUGUGAAUGGUGAUAAUUUUCUGCAAUUGGAGGAUGAUGCUGAAGCCCAAGAUGCUUUAAUAGAGGCAUAUAGAUCAGGACAUCAAAUUGCAAGUCAUACUUGGUCUCAUAAAGACUUGAAUGAAAUCUCGAUGGAAGAAUUUGAGCGAGAAAUAAGUCAGUUAGAAGAUAUGAUAGAUUCUUUGAUUCAUGUCAAACCUCCAUAUGGUUCGGCUAAUGAGACAACACUUGAAAUCCUUGAAUCAAAGGGGUAUUCUGUAAUUGAAUGGUCUACUGAUACAAAGGAUUAUGAAACUCAUAACCUUAAGUCUGAAAUGGAAAAUGUCCGAAAUUCAUACAGCAGAAAAAAUCUUGAUGAAGGCUUUAUCGUAUUGAGCCACGAUGUCUAUGAGCAAACAACUGUCGAAUUAACAAAGCGGUUAAUUGCUUAUACUCUAGAUGAAGGGUUCAAGUUUUGUACAGUGGCUGAAUGUAUCAAUCAUCCUGCUUAUCAAUAA
Messenger RNA from Cokeromyces recurvatus, 712 nucleotides. RefSeq lists its product as uncharacterized. Gene Ontology annotation, biological process: carbohydrate metabolic process. The transcript is spliced from 5 exons. Lineage: Eukaryota; Fungi; Mucoromycota; Mucoromycetes; Mucorales; Mucoraceae. The record is from RefSeq and is a predicted model, not a curated record. Gene Ontology annotation, molecular function: hydrolase activity, acting on carbon-nitrogen (but not peptide) bonds. Bases 23 to 712 code for a protein of 229 amino acids.